AGAAUUAUGAGAUACACAUGACAAACUGAAAAAAAAAGAAAAAAAUAUUUAAUGAAUUUUUUGAUUUGGUUAGAGGGUUUUAAUUGUCAAUUUUAAUGAAUCUUGGCAAAUUUUAAAGCAAAUUGUCAAUUUUAAUUUCAGAUCUUUGAAACUGCUAAAAUUUUAAAACUGAAGCUUCAACUUAUGAGGUCUACAAAUUGUGGAGAAAUUGAGGAUCUGGGAAUAAUAAAAUGGAGAAAAUCUGUGAAUUCUGCACAGCAUUGAGGCCAGUGGUUUACUGCAAGGCUGAUGCAGCUUUUCUUUGCUUAUCCUGUGAUGCAAGGAUCCAUUCAGCUAAUGCACUCUCGAACCGCCAUCUCCGAACCCUCUUAUGUGACGCGUGCAGAAAUCACCCGGCUUAUGCUCGGUGUAUGGAUCACCGGAUGUUCGUGUGUCGUGGCUGCGAUCAGAGUAUUCAUGGCGUCUCUUCCCCGCACCAGAGACGGAUUCUUAGUUGCUAUUUAGGAUGCCCUUCUGCUAAAGAUUUUGCAGCAUUGUGGGGGUUUCAAUUGGAUGAUGUGGAUAAAAAUGAUGUUCGGAACAAUCAACUAUUUGCUGCUUCAUUCGACACUCGCCAACAAAUCGGAAGCUCCUCAAGAACAUCUAGAGUGGGAAUGAGCAUUAAACAAAAUCAGAUAUCCGGCAAAGGCCGAGGACAGCAAAACAAUGAUUUUAUCCUGCAACAAAUUCUUGAUUUGAAAAAGCUUCAGCUCAAUGAGAUGGAUCAUAAGAGUUCAUAUGUAAUACCUGAAGACGGUGAUGAUCUUUUACGACAUUCUCAGGAUCUAGGUGACAAUGACUGUCUACUUCAUGAUCUAAAGAUAGAGUCUUCGCAGUUACCAUUUUCUCAACCAGAGAAUUUACCCUUGCCUUCAACGGCUGCAAAUCCUUUACUUGGAGAAUCCUUUUGGCAAUGCAGAAGCCCAAAUCAGAGUAGUCAGUUGUGGUCUCAAAAUAUGCAAGACCUUGGUGUCUGCGAAGACAAUGCUUCUCACGAUGACUUUAACAUGCCCGAUGUUGAUAUAACAUUUCGCAACUUUGAAGAACUGUUUGGAACUGAACAAGACCUAGCUAUGGCACUGCUUGAUGAUACUGAUGCUUCGUGCUCCUCUUUUGAGAAGGAUAUGUCUCUCGAUACCUCACAGAACAGAAAUGCAAGAGCAAGGGAGGAAACUUCUGCCGCAUCUUCAACUUAUGUUGGUCUGCCUAUAAUCAAUAGAAAUAUGGGUCCUCCUAACCAAGUUUACAGUUUACCAGCUAGUCUAGAUUCCCCUCGGACAGUUCAUCAAUCUUAUUCUGCUAUAUCAUUCUCUGUUUCAAGAUUUAGUGCUGAAAGCAAUGGCAAUGACUAUCUUGACAGUGGAUUUUCACCGUAUAUCACAGCAGCAGAACUUUCACACGUAUCACCGGAUGUGGGAUUUGCACAUUCAGCAGCAAAAGAAAAUGCAAUGGCGAGGUAUAAAGAGAAGAAAAAGGCCCGAAUGCAAGAAAAGCAAAUUCGAUAUGCACCUAGGAAAGCAAGAAAUGAUGUCGGGAAGCGCACAAAAGGCCGAGUAGCAAAGGCGACAGAAGACUACGAUUCCGAUACCGUGGAUGUAACAAGAAGCUACUGAUUGUUGAAUGUUUUAAGGCACGGAUUUGUACAUAAAAUCAGAGACUGAUAUUCAGCUCUAAGUUACUGUCAUGUUAAGACAUUUCAAUACAACCAAUUCUUUUAAACCCAAUUUUUUAAUUAAAGCCUAGAUAAUUAUUGCUUA
Molecule: messenger RNA, 1796 nt
Organism: Mercurialis annua (annual mercury)
Lineage: Eukaryota; Viridiplantae; Streptophyta; Magnoliopsida; Malpighiales; Euphorbiaceae
Product: putative zinc finger protein At1g68190
Exons: 6
Coding region: 231-1652 (473 amino acids)
Molecular function (GO): zinc ion binding; protein binding
Source: RefSeq, a predicted model, not a curated record